Messenger RNA from Lolium rigidum, 1374 nucleotides. Its product is annotated as malonyl-CoA:anthocyanidin 5-O-glucoside-6''-O-malonyltransferase-like. The transcript has 2 exons. Bases 1 to 1374 code for a protein of 457 amino acids. The record is from RefSeq and is a predicted model, not a curated record. NCBI's taxonomy places the organism in Eukaryota, Viridiplantae, Streptophyta, Magnoliopsida, Poales, Poaceae.
AUGUCAUUCCUGCCACUCCUCGUCUCCGAGGACCGAGAAGACCACAGAUCCCACAGUCCAACAGCGCCAUGGCAUUUCCCGGCUUCCGGCCCCGCGCUGCCGCAGUCCUCCAUCCCUCUCACCUUCUACGACGUGUGGUGGCUCGGCUUCCCGCCCGUCGAGCGCGUCUUCUUCUACCGCCUCGCUCCAGACGCCGACCUCCCCAGGCUCCUCUCCAACCUGAAGGGCUCGCUUUCCACAGCUCUCCGCGCCUUCUUCCCACUGGCCGGCAACGUCCGCCUCACCCCCGGAGCCGCCUCCACCCGCCAUGACAUCUUCUACGCUCCUGGAGAUGGCGUCCCCUUCACGGUCGCGGAAUACGAGUACGACGGCGCCGACCUGGCGUCGCACGAGCCUAGGCAAGUCGCUGAUAUCGCACAGCUCGCCCCGCGCCUGCCUGGCGGCGGGGCGCUUCUCGCCGUGCAGGCCACCGUGCUGCGUCAACGCCGGGGCCUCGCUCUCGGCGUCACAUUGCAGCACGCCGCCUGCGACGGCGCGGGAUCCACCAACUUCCUCCACACCUGGGCGGCCACCUGCGCCGGAGCGGAGCCUCCGGCGCCUCCUGUCAUCGACCGGGCGCUCAUCGGGGACCACCAGGGCCUCUACGACCACUACGCGAAAAACAUGAUAAGCAGCAAAGAACUGGAGUCCGUCGUCAAGCUGCCCACGGACCAGCUCAUGGCCACGUUCACGCUCUCUGGGGUCCAACUGCAGAGCAUCAAAGACGCGGUCGCCGGCCAGGCCGUGCGGCGUGGCCAGCCACCACCGAGGUGCUCAUCUCUUGUCGCCGCCUUGGGGUUCAUAUGGUGCUGCCACUUUCGUGCCAAAGCGGGGAGCGCGGUCAAAGCAGGUGGCUUCGGUGCCGAGGAGACCUACUUCUCACUGGCCGUCGACCACCGGCGGUGGUCGAAGCCGCCCGUCCCAACGGCGUACUUGGGCAACUGCAUUGGCCCAGCCAUCUGCACAGCGCCCAAGAAGGAACUCGCCUUGGCUGGCGCGAGCAGCCUCUUGACGGCGUGCGCGGUGAUAGCAGCGGGCAUCGAGAAAGCAGUGGCGGCGCCGGAGUGGGAAACGCUGAUGGAGCGCAUAAAAGAGGUGGCACCUACCGGGAUUCUAUCGGUGGCGGGAUCGCCAAGAUUCCUAGUGUACGGCCUCGACUUCGGGUUCGGCCGGCCGGUGAAGGUGGAGAUUGUGUCCGUGGCGAGAACCGGGGCGGUGGCGGUGGCGGAGUGCGGCGCCUUGGGCACCGGUUUAGAAAUGGGCAUCAGUUUGCCGCCGGCUGGCAUGAAGGCGUUCCAGAGGUGCUUCAGCGAUGCCCUCGCGUGCCUAUUGUAG